UCUUUUCUGUCUCUCUUGCCAAUCAAUCAUGCAGUGCCAUCAUUUGCCGAAGGAUGACGAUGAUAGUGAUGAUUGCCACAAUCAGAUUCGAUUCUGACUGUUUGCUGUUACCAUCAUCAUUCAUUGAGGUCUAGAAACUAGUAAUUAACAAUGAGAGUGGUUGCACUGUUGCUGUUGCUUUCCGCUGUGCAGGGCUUUGCCGGCAAACCCCGCUUCUUCAAUUCUGGAAGCUGACCGUACGCCCAGAGGGCUUGGAUUGCCUUGGAGGAAUGUUCCGUAGACUAUGAAAAAGUCAAGGUGGAUUUGGAGCACAAAUCACCCGAGUUUGUCGAGCUGUACGCCAAAUCCAAUCCUCUUCCAGAUGCCCGGGCAAAAGUUCCCUUGUUGCAAAUGGACGAUGACACCAUUUUGUGCGAAAGUUUGGUUGUCAGCGAGUACGUGGUGGAAGAAUUUGGUGGUAGUCUCAUUCCGUCCUCCCCCAAGGACAGGGCCACCAUGCGGCUCUUUACCGAACUCUGCGGCUCCAACUUUGCCUAUUUUUCCCUCCUGCGGGCCAAGGAGGACAAGCUGGAAGCAGCACUCAAAACCUUUCAAGAAGGACUGGUAGCUACCAAUGCUUUUCUGAAACAUCACAGCAGUGGUGGGCCCUUUUUGCUAGGAGAGCAAUUCACAUUGGCCGAAGUGUCGGUAGCACCCUUUGUCCAACGAGCCUGCAUCAUCUUGCCGGCAUUUACCAGCAACACCAAUGUUGUGGUGAACCCCCGACAGAUUUGUGAUGAACUGGGCUUGGAUCAUCUCAAGGCAUGGAUUGAAGCCGUCAUGGCCAGACCCUCGGUGAUUGCCACUGGCGUCCCCGAAGAGGAUCUAGUCAAGGGGACCAAAAGGAUGUUGGAACGAUUUGCCGAAAUGGAAAAGAAAUUUGACUAAGUUGAUGGAGUUGGUGGAUGUUCUUUCCAGUACCGGUAGAGUUGUCUUUGGUGCUUCCCCGUUGCGGAUUGAAUGACGAGGUCCACUGGUUCAGAUGUGCUUUGUUCUCAUAAAUGGAGCACUGACGGGAACUCUGAUGAAGUGAUCACUUUGGGGGAGCAACACAUCAAUCUACUAGCACAGAUGACAAUCCACACUAAGUCUAGCAACACUGUUCAGUCUAACACAAACAUUAUGAUG
Messenger RNA from Seminavis robusta, 1167 nucleotides. NCBI's taxonomy places the organism in Eukaryota, Bacillariophyta, Bacillariophyceae, Naviculales, Naviculaceae. The record is from the annotation of a GenBank genome assembly.